CAAAACACAUCCGCCAUCUUUGGUAUGGUGUGGUAUUCACAGCGAACGGUAGAUAGUGUUACUGUAUUUUAACAGUAUUCGUCGGUUUCGAGUGGAAAACAUAUCUAUUGAAUACCGUCAGUGGACACAUAGAUAUCUAAAACCAUGGAUCGAAGGCGACGAAAUAUGGAAGCUCAGAUGGAACAAAGAGCUGAGCAAUCCCAUAUUGUGGAGGAGCUGGAUGAGCAAGAAGAAGAGGAAGAUGAUGCAGAAGAGGAAUUAAACUUUCAGCAAGAAGAAGAGGGGGGUGAAACAGAAAGGAGUAAACACGAUGAUAUCAGAUCCAGUCAGGAUAUGGAAAAUACAUUUUUAACUCAGGGCCCAAGGCCCAAAUGGUUAGCACCAAGAGGUGGGGGUGUUGCACCGGAUUCAAUGACCAUCACAUCAGUCAAUCAAACAUACCAAAUGGUGUAUGGUUCAUUUCCUAGACCUCCCCCUUCAAGGGCUUACUCUGGUGAGAAGCCUGUCCAGCAUUUACAGUUUGAAGCAAGCGUUGUUAAUGAAUUUGAAUACAGAUUACAUGAAACUAUUGAAAUGUAUCACAACAGAAUAAAAUGGCUCCUUAAAGGAAGUAAAAAGAUAUUUGGUAUGGUGAAAGGAACUAAAGUAGCUGUGGUUGUUGACAGUUCAGAUGCUAAUUGUGGCUUUGGAAGACUCAAUACAUUUCAGCAGUCUGUCAUGAGUUUAAUAGAUGAACAGCUACACUCAAAAGAAAUGCUGUAUUUUGUAUCAUUUGGUACUGAAGUAGAAUCAUUAUGGGACACACCACGAUAUGUUAAUUACAGAAUUCUUGAUGAGGCCAGGAAUUGGGUAAAUAACAUGUGUGGUCUGGGUGGUUGUAAUCUGUUAGCUGCUUUGAAGAAAGUCCUUAAAAUGAAAGAAAUUGACACAAUUAUAAUUGUUCUCGGCAACACUCCUGAUCAAAGUUCUGAAGUUCUCUGUGACUAUGUGGAACAGCUGAAUAUCGGUGACUGUAAACCUCUACACACCGUGGCAUAUGACUGCAGUAACCACCUGACCAAUUUGACCUUAAGGAAGCUAGCCGAGUGCUCUGGUGGAAGAUAUCAUGUAUACGCUUCAACAUGUGAGGAGCAAAUAUACACCGGUACAGACAUCACCUUUCUAUUACGUGAAAUCAAAAAAGCACAGGAAGUCAUCAAUAAGAUCAAAGAGAUGAGGCAAGGCAUGAUGGGAGAUGCACUUGUCAGUAUAUUGAACGAGAUUUCUCUAGAAGUACAGAAGCUGCCAGCGUCUCGUUUCUUACCCAGACCACCAAACCAUUCAGGAACUCUAAACAUUGAGAUCCCACCAUUCCAACCAAAGACAUCGGAUGAAUGGCUAAAGAUGAAUGGACUGAGAGCCAAGAAGCUGAGUUUGUAUCAGAUUCUGGCUCCUAAUGCCUUUGCACCACUAGAAGAGUUUAUCCCAAUCAUCAAGAAAGUUGUGUCUUCAACUGUACAUGAGAAAGCCAUGGCUCAAUUCCAGUGGCACGAUGGGUCAGUGAAAAAUGUCCAUGUUGAUCCCACGCAACUGUACGACUACCAGAAGAAGCUAGCCACUAUAGUUAAAUUAUUCGAGAAGAGAGUGGAUUGGUUGUCCAAAAGCUCACGCCGGAUAUUUGGCACAAUUGUUGAAAAGAGAAUAAUCAUCUUGGUAGACCUGUCCUGUGCAAACACUAAUUAUUUAGUCCAUAUUCAGCACUCACUGAGAAUGCUAUUAGAACAACAGAUGGCCAAUAAGGAGUAUAUCAAUAUUAUUGGAUUUGGUAGUGAACCAACUGCUUGGAAGACUGGUAUGCAGGAACCAUCAGAGAAAAAUCUACAGUCAUGUUGGAGGUGGAUUCUGGGCUUGGAAUGCAGUGGAAGCAGAAAUUUCAUGGGGGCUCUGAGAAUGGCACUGGAGAACGAAGAAGAUCAGAAAUACAAUAGAAUUGUGGAAGGCAUGUACUUGUUCACAAGUGGGAUACCUGAUCAGAUGACUGAUGUUGCAUGCUCCUAUAUCCAGGAAGCUACCGCAGGGCACUCGGUUACAUUGCAUACAAUCUUGUUCAAUGUCGACGACUACGACGUGAACGGUGCCAUCCCAGGACGAUAUGCUAACAUUAGCAAGACAGCUGACUGCCUACGUACCAUGGCUCAUAUCACAGGUGGUCGAUUUCAUUGGUUCAGAGAAACCGGAAUUAUUGAAAGCGACGACAUUAAGGCAAUACUGAGCGAAAUGGACAAAUCAGUUAAUUACUCUAAGAAGUGUGCAAUGUUGGUAGAAUCAGUGAAAAAGAAGUCAUUAGAUUAUUUACAACUUGAAGCUGGUAGCUGUGGUGAGAUGAAGAUGCUACCAUUGAGACCCUCAUCCGCUGCCAAGAAGAAGCAGUUCAUCCCACCAGAACACACUAAACUCACGUUAGCAAGGCUGCAAAUCACAGAAAGUCAAGUUAAGGAAAAAGAGAAAUUGGACAAAGAUGAUAACUGCAACAAAACCUCAGUAUGGAGGCCUGUCAGUGCCAAUAAGAAAGACCUGAUACCAACGCCACCUAUCAAUGGAAGGCCAUCAUCAGCCAAAUCAAAACCUGAAAAGAAGAAACGUCCUAACUCAGGAUACAAAAUACGUCCAUCACACGAAGCUUUCUACACGGAAUGUCGAAAUGACGUGGGUGUGAUGUACAGACAAUAUCCAGACAUAUUGCAGAAGAAGAAGAGUGUGAGAAAAACAAUCAAUCAUCCAGUCAUACCGGACAGAGAAGACGUCAAGGCAUCAAAAGAGUGGUUGAAAAAAUACAGCCUGAGUAAAUGCAGAUUAGAUUUGAAUAAGUUAGUGUCAGGACCAGACUGUGCACAUGUCAAAAAUCAUGUAGGGGCACUGGGAAAGAAUGUCUCAGCAAAAUACUGUAGUAUAUUCCCGAGUGUGAACAUCAAGGGUACAGUCAAACAUCUUCAGCUGCAAGCCCAUGAACUGAUCGAGUAUGAAGAGCAGGUGGAAUGCGUACUCAGGAGAUACCUGAAACGAUUACAGUGGUUGUUGAGUGGAAGUCGUAGAGUGUUUGGUACCGUCACUGAAAAGAGAGUAGUGGUCUUAGUAGAUACAUCAGGUUCCAUGGUCUCACACAUGGAGGAACUGGUCAGAGAAUUGGUCUCACUCAUCUGGGAUCAGUUCCAGCGAGAAAACAUCAAAUUCAAUAUUAUUCGUUUCUCCGGCAAUGUAGAGAAAUGGCGACAUCAGAUAGUUGAUCCUCUUGAGGAAAAUUGUCACGAUGCUGUAAGAUGGGUUUCCACUUUUGUUGCCAGUGGCAACACCUGUACGUUGGAAGCACUUUAUGAAGCUUUCAACGACCGCAAUAUUGACGGUGUGUACUUACUCACUGACGGCAAACCCGACAGCAGCACAUCACUUGUACUUAAGGAGAUUGCCAGAUUGAACACCACUCGCGGAGUCAAGAUUCACACGAUAUCAUUCAAUUGUCAAGAUGAAUCUGCUAAUAUCUUUCUGAGGCAACUAUCAGCCAUGUCAAGGGGAAGGUUUCAUCGCUGCAAUGCUGAGAGGGAUGGACAACUUUUUGCACAUAAACUACUCUCUGAAGGCUUUGAUGACCCAGAGCAACCAGAAAUCCCCAUUUUUGAAGGAGAUGAUCUACAAGCGCUUGGUAGAGAAAUCGCUCUAGCUAGAAACUACCUACAACAAUCAAGGUCCUUCAGGGCAAUGUACGCAGAGGCGCCAAAGCCGCACGAGAAGGAUCUCACACACUCUAAACUGAAAAAACAGACAGAAAGUAAUAAAAAGAGAUACGUUCGUAUUGGUCGGCCAUCCUCGGCUGUGGUGGUCAGAACGUGAAAACGACAAUGGAAAUGGUGCAAUGUUAUUAAUCACAAUAAUGAAUAAAUUGAAUUUUUGACAUUUUUUUUAAUGAAGACUGCAAUGAAAUUUCAAUGUUUUUUUCAGCAGUCACAUGCUUUUUUUUCUCGUUGUGUCUGAAGAAAUCGUUUGCAUGGGAACAUUUUUGUAUUUGACAAUUCUAAAAUAUCAUAUAUCAGUUUUUGAAUAGUAAAUUUAAACAUGACUUAUUGCUAGAGUUUGCCAGGAGAAACUUAUAAUUUUUUAAUGUCUGAGAAGAUGUUAUUUUUUGCUAUUUUCUGAUACAUUUCUGAGCGUUUAUUAUCAUGUGAAGUAAAAUAAUAUUAACUCAAAUUGCGCACUAUGUCACAUACCCAUUAUUAGGAUUAUGAUAAGCUAAAUUGGUGUUCUAAAAAUUUCAAUGACAGAAAAUAACUGAAGUAUGAAAUUACUGUGGGUGAAAUGGUUACAUAUAAAGAUAUAUUUUUGAUAUAUUGAGUCUAAUAAUGCAAGUCGAUAAUAUAGCUAAAAAAAAUAAGUUUUAAUAAUUGUAAAUUGUGUAUAAUGCCAAAUUGUGACCAUGAACUUUGAAAGUUAGAAAGAAAUUAUGUGAUGUUAGAUUCUGUAAAUAUAUUAUGUAACUUGAUAUUUAUGUCAUAUUAUUAUCUCUUUGCAAUUUUUUUUUUAUUGAAAGUGCGAGAAAUAAUGUUGAAAAUUAUCCUGGACUGUGUUCUGCAUGGAUGUAAAAUUGACAGUGCUGUAUACAUUUUUUUUUUUUAUAUUUUUAAAGAUGCAAAUGUUUUAUAAUGUAAUGUGAAGACUUUACCUGUAGAAUGCUGAUAAUGUUAUAAAUACUUUAGUAGAGUACACAGGGUGCAGUAUAUGGAAAACAAUUUUCUUGAAGGAAUAAAAUUCAAAUACAUGGA
Molecule: messenger RNA, 4790 nt
Organism: Saccoglossus kowalevskii
Lineage: Eukaryota; Metazoa; Hemichordata; Enteropneusta; Harrimaniidae
Product: von Willebrand factor A domain-containing protein 3A-like
Source: RefSeq, a predicted model, not a curated record